AUGUCAGGGAGCAAUGAAAGUCUUCCAGAAGUGUUUAUCUUAUUAGGUUUCUCAAACCAUGCAUGGCUGGAGCUUCCUCUGUUCCUCAUUCUCCUUUUCAUCUACCCCUUGACCAUGCUGGGAAACAUCUCCAUCAUUCUAGUCUGUAGGCUGGACCACCACCUCCACAGCCCCAUGUAUUUUUUCCUCUCUAAUCUCUCCUUGCUGGACAUCUGUUAUACCACAAGCAUCGUUCCCCAGAUGUUGUUCAACUUGGGGAGUUCAAAGAAGACAAUCAGUUAUAUAGGAUGUGCCAUUCAACUUUACUUCUUCCAUUUUAUGGGGGCCUCAGAGUGUCUUCUCCUAGCUGUCAUGUCUUUGGAUCGCUAUGUGGCUAUCUGCACACCACUUCGCUACACCCUAAUCAUGAACCAUCAGAUCUGUAUCUUACUUGUGUCCAUUGUAUUGUUAAGUAGCCUCAUUUAUGCUAUAUCAGAGGUCACUUUGACCUUGCAGCUGCCAAUGUGUGGACACAAUGAAUUAGACCACGUGGUCUGUGAGAUUCCUGUACUGAUCAAGGUUGCCUGUGGUGAUAAGAGUUCCAAUGAACUUGGGCUUUCUGUGGUCUGUGUAUUUUUCCUUGCUAUUCCUUUGGCCUUAGUUAUUACCUCCUAUGCCUAUAUUGGACGGGCUGUUAUGAAAAUUCAGUCUUCUGAGGGGAGGAAGAAAGACUUUGGAACCUGUUCUUCCCAUCUCAUUGUUGUCUUCUUGUUCUAUGGCCCUGCAAUUAGUAUGUACCUCCAGCCUCCUUCUUAUAUCACCAGGGAUCAGCCUAAAUGUAUGGCUCUUUUCUAUGGUGUUGUUACCCCUGCACUCAAUCCCUUCAUCUACACCCUGAGAAAUAAGGAUGUGAAAGAGGCUCUAGGCAAUCUAUUGAGGAGAAUCUUCAGGUCCAAGGGAGGAUUAAUAUUCAGUGUCAAAUAA
Vombatus ursinus (common wombat) is the source of this 963-nucleotide messenger RNA. Its product is annotated as olfactory receptor 2B11-like. Gene Ontology annotation, cellular component: membrane. Gene Ontology annotation, biological process: G protein-coupled receptor signaling pathway. Bases 1 to 963 code for a protein of 320 amino acids. The transcript has a single exon. Gene Ontology annotation, molecular function: G protein-coupled receptor activity; olfactory receptor activity. NCBI's taxonomy places the organism in Eukaryota, Metazoa, Chordata, Mammalia, Diprotodontia, Vombatidae. The record is from RefSeq and is a predicted model, not a curated record.